AUGAGAUUUAUAAGAGACAGUUUUUUUGGCCGAUUGUUGUACCACACUUCUGAUCAUAAAAAAUUUUUUAAAUAUAAAGAAGAAAGAGAAGACUAUGUAAUACCGGAAAAAUACUUAUCUGGAGAUUUCAUGCAGGAAUACGAAGGAGUUAAUACUGAGGAAAGCUCUGUAACACUAGCGGGAGAAAUUGAAAAAGCCAGUUAUCGGAGUCCAAAUAUAAUUGUCGACUACGAUGGGCCAGAUGAUCCGGAUAAUCCAUAUAAUUGGCCGAUUUACAAGAAAAUUUUUUUCAUAAGUGGGAUUGGGUUCUUGACGAUAUCUGUAUAUAUGGGCUCCGCAAUUUAUACGCCUGGUAUCGAUAUCUUGAUGGAAGACCUUGGCAUUUCUAGAGUUAAAGCGACCUUACCAUUAUCUAUGUUUGUCAUAGGGUAUGGUAUUGGACCGAUGGUAUUUUCGCCGAUGUCAGAAAAUGCGAUCUUUGGUCGCACCUCCAUUUACAUCGUUACGGUGUUCAUUUUCUUUAUCUUUCAAAUUCCCCAGAGUUUUGGCUCUGCAACUCAUUCACUUACUUCUCUUUGUGUACUUCGACUUUUGAGUGGAAUCUUCGCUUCACCAGCAUUAGGUACAGGCGGUGCGAGUGCUGGGGAUGUGAUAACCGCAUCUUACAUGCCCAUGGGAAUUAUUGCGUGGAGCUUGGCUGCUGUGUGUGGACCGACACUUGGACCAUUGGUUGGUUCGGCUCUAAUAAAUGGCACGAAUGGUCUGUGGAUUUGGACACUUAGGUUCAUGAUGAUUAUAUCAUGCGCCUCAUUUAUCUUUUUCGGAUUCACUCUACCGGAGUCUCUGUCCAAGACCAUCUUACGCCGAAAAGCUCAAAGGUUAAGAGCACUUACUGGGAAUCCCAAUAUUAAAAGUGAAGGUGAACUUGAGAAUGAACAUAUGUCUAUCAGUGAGGUGGUGGUUGAUACUUUGUGGAGGCCCUUUGAGAUAUCAUUUUUUGAACCCGUUAUUCUACUGAUUGAUCUUUAUAUUGCUUUGAUAUACUCCAUCUUGUAUCUAUGGUUCGAAGCAUUUCCCAUAGUAUUUAUUGAGGUUUAUCGUUUCACUAUCGUAGAUUUGGGAGUAUCUUAUGUUAGUGUGACAAUUGGUAUGCUUUUGGGCUCAUCAAUUUACAUUGGCUAUAUUUACUAUGCUUAUACUAAAAAGCUUUUGAUAGGCAAACAUGAGGAUGUCUCACCAGAAGUUUUCCUACCCCCAACGAUUGCUGGGAGCGUAAUAAUGCCCAUAGGUAUCUUUAUCUUUGGUUGGACUGCUAGUGCUGGUCUACAUUGGAUUGGUCCUAUGAUAGGGGCAGCUCUUUUUGGAAUGGGUGGCUUCGUAGUCAUACAAGCACUUUUCAAUUAUAUGGCCAUGUCUUUUCCGCGGUACAUAGCAUCUGUGUUUGGGGGAAAUGCCUUGUUUAGAUCUAUUAUGGCUGGGUGCUUUCCUCUCUUUGGUGCUCCACUUUUCAACAACUUGAAGAUUAACAAAUACCCUGUAGGAUGGGGUUCUACUAUCCUAGCUUGCAUCUGCGUGGGCAUGAUUGCAAUACCAGUAACAUUUUAUAAAUUUGGGCCCAGAAUAAGAGCAAAGUCAAGAUAUUCUGGGAUUUAA
Priceomyces carsonii is the source of this 1653-nucleotide messenger RNA. Its product is annotated as MFS transporter. The transcript has a single exon. Lineage: Eukaryota; Fungi; Ascomycota; Pichiomycetes; Serinales; Debaryomycetaceae. Gene Ontology annotation, molecular function: fluconazole transmembrane transporter activity. The coding region runs from base 1 to 1653 and encodes 550 amino acids. Gene Ontology annotation, cellular component: plasma membrane. Gene Ontology annotation, biological process: xenobiotic detoxification by transmembrane export across the plasma membrane. The record is from RefSeq and is a predicted model, not a curated record.